This is a messenger RNA of Drosophila sulfurigaster albostrigata, 6609 nucleotides long. RefSeq lists its product as uncharacterized. Gene Ontology annotation, molecular function: protein binding. NCBI's taxonomy places the organism in Eukaryota, Metazoa, Arthropoda, Insecta, Diptera, Drosophilidae. The transcript is spliced from 11 exons. The record is from RefSeq and is a predicted model, not a curated record.
UCAGUUGUAGUUUACGCGUCGGUCGCAGCACAACGCAUUCAUUGCGAACAGUGCGCUGUGAAAGCUGUGUUUAUACCAAGCGAUUGAAAGUGAAAAAUACUAAAGACACAGUGAGAGAGUGAGUGACAGAGAGAGGGAGACACAGCAGCAGGAAGACAGGCUAAGCGCAGUCAGUGGACAGCAGAGACAGUGCGGCAGUGACAGUGACAGUGUUUAGUCUGCUGUUAUCAGCGGCGCUAGUGACAACUUGAAUAGUCACGUUGACAGGCGCGGCGAUAGAGUGAAGAGUGAAGAGACGUGCCGUGUGCCUGCAGAGCCGGCGGCAAAAAGGCCACAAAGACCAAGAGUAAAUUAACAACUUAAAAGCUACACAAUACACAAAUACAAAUAAACACAUUUUGUUAAACGUCUGUCCAUACACCUGCAAUUGUGUGUGUGUGUAGGUGUGCUUGUGCUUGUGUGUUUGUGAGUGGGUGUGUUUGUUCCUGUCUGUGGCUGCGUCGUUUCGCGCCUCUCUCAAUUAACGUCCCGCCUCCCGCAGUGAAGCUUCAAACCUGACUCUGAAUACAAACAAACAUCAACGAUUUAUAUUCGUAGUGGCGGCAAUAAUUAACGACAACAACGACGAGCCAAACGAAACGAAAGUAAAAUAAACACCAACAACACAAAAAUUUGAAACGAAAACAAACAGCAAAAAAGAGAAAAGAGAAAAGAAAAAAAAAGCGCAACAAGAGGACGUGAAACGACAGAGAAAAUUACUGCUUAAAUGCUUUGGCAAUUAAGCCAAAAAUUGUUAACAAAAUGCGCAAUGCAUAAAAUUAAACAACGAACGGCAACAACAACCACAACAACAACCAGAGCAGCAACUACAACAGCAACAGUAGCAACAACAGCAACCAGAGGCAAAAGAGGAACAUCGACAGCAACAGCUAAGCAAACAUUUAAAGUGCGGACGCAGAGGACGGCGACGACAGGUGGCAGAUUGGCAGAUUGGCCCCCAGCAGAGCCGUCGCCGUCGUAUUGAAUUAAUUUCGGCUUUGUGAAUGGCACGAGGCGCAACACGAAGCGAAAAGAGCCGAAAACACACAGCACACAGACAACAUAAAGGCAAUUGCCUACUUUAAAAACAGAAACCGAAAAUUGAAAAACAAACUGGAAAAGAACUUUACAAUAGUUGUUGUUGCCGAGAAAUCAACGAUUGUCGACUGCGGGAACUGCGACAAGUUGACACAAAACUUCUCUUUUUUAUUGAUUUUAUUUACGGCCAAUAAUAACAACUAGCACAGCAGAUGGCAAUGAACAAUAGGAAAAGGAAAAACAUUACGGCUUGCCGCUGAAAAAAAAAAAAAAAACAAAACUCGAACGCAAUGUGAAUAAUUUUACUCAAACGUAUCACGAAACAAUAAGAAACAAAUACAGAAACAAAAACAAUAUAGAAUACAGUGAGCGAGCGAGUGACAGAGUGUGAGAGAGAGAGCACGCGUUCGGGAGAGAGGGAGAUAGCGAAAGAGUUGGCAUAUAACUCACAUUUAUUUCAGCCUGCCCCUCGAAGCCAUAACCCAAGUUAUAAUGCCCCAUGAUGAUUCAAGACAAGAACAACGCACACACGCACAGCCCAUAAAAGUGUGCUAUAAAAAUGAAAAACUUAUAAAUUAGUUAAAAAAUAUUAGACAGAAAGAAAUAGACAGAGAGAGAGAGAGAUAGAGAGAAUAAAUACUACAAAAAGAAAAACGAGUAAAUUAAUUUUCAAGUUUAAGCUUGAAUAAUUGGACAACGAUUGCCAUGCAUAAAUGGCCAGGACCAUAGAAAGUAGAGAACAAUAAGAACAACAAAACAAGAAAGUAGAGGAAGCAACAGUAGCAAAAAACGACAAAAGCAAGACUGAUUUUUAUGUUUUAGUUAGCUUUAUUCUCUUAUAAAUAAACCUGGCAGCAGAACAAACGACCUGAAAUCAGAAUCGGAACUUCACAAACACCAACGAAACGAAACAACGAACAACGAAGCGGAAACCUUAGGAAAUCCGCUUCCAGGACAACACAAUUAUCAACAGCAGCAGCAGCAGAAGCAACUGCUUUAUCCUUGUCACCAUCAACAUUACCGACAUCAUCAUCAUCAUCAUCAUCAACAACAACAACAUCGAGCAAGUGAAACUAUUGAAGCGCAAUGUUUGUGUUUAUUGCCGUCCUGCUUGUCAAUGGCUGUCUGGCUGGCACCAUUCCGGCCGCAAUUCCAGCUACACCGGAAAACAUAACCGUCACAUUUCUAACGCCCACCGCGGUGCGUGUUUCGUGGCAAACGCAGAUCGAUCUCAAGGCGCAUCCCAUCGAGAAGUACAUAGUGACCUAUAAGCCCACAGAUGACAGGGUUGUACAGGAUGUCGCCGGCAGCAGUGAGGCCAUUGUCCUGGACCGUUUAUUGCCCAGCACCCAGUAUUCUCUGUCGGUCACCGCCAUCUGGAUGGGCAAAAAGUAUCGCAGCCGGGGUCAGAUCAAAUUUCGCACCUUGGAUUUGCCCAAGAACACAUCACAGCAGGACUUUCCGCCGGGCAUCUAUGGCCGCAAUGGGUCCGGCAAUGGCAGCAUCUUUGGCGACGACGUCACCUCCACAGCCACCAACACAUUGACGCACAGCACAACGCGCGAGCUGCCAACGAUACGCGGUGUGGAAAUUGGCAUUGUGCUCAUCGUGCUGAUGGUGUGGGCCGGUGCCAUUGCACUGUUCUUUAAUCGUUGGGGCAAGAUACGCAUGCUGCUGCCGUAUCAGCCGGAUUACAAGCACGAGCAGCUCAAGGUGCCAGGAACAGGCGUGUGCAGCGCCAGCGGCUGCAAUGGUCAGCACUCGCAUCAGAACCUACACCCCGAUUUCUUUGUCAAGUGUUUGCCCCGCUGCGAGGGUUGCGGAAUCUUCGAUCGUUGCUUUCAGUAUCCGCGCAGGGAGCUGGAGCGCGAUUGCGGCUGUCAGUUUGCGUUGCUGCACAAGGCGGAUGUGGAGAGCUAGCAACCAGUGCAUCGCGAAACGGCUGUGCAGAGUGUUGUUGCCGUCGCCAAUCACAAUCAUGCCCAUGGCACGCCCACCAACACCUAUGUGCGGGGUCCAAGUGUCGACAAUCAGUCGAUUGUCGGUGGCAAUGCGCUGCUGGAGCACGGGCACGGCCAAGGUCACGGGCAGCAGAGCAUUGACAGUGCUGCACUCGAUAGACACGAUGCAGAUGCGGAUGCGGAUGACGCAGAUGGGGAUGUGGAUGCAGAGGGCAGGGCGAGUGGCUGCCAGUCAGCUGCUGAGGAUCAGCAGUUGUUGCAACGGGAGGCGGCACCACAGCGUCUAUUGCCGCUGUCGGUCAACAGUCAUGCAACGAAACAACGGCGAUUUGCCCAACAGCGCAGCAUACUAAAGAACUCACAGGAGCGCACCUUUGUCGAGGAGAACGAGGUGCUCGAGGCCAAAAAGCAAUUGAUAUUGCGCCGACGGCGCCUCUUCAGCCAUUACCGGCAGUACGAUCAGUGGCGACGGCGACAGUUUAGCUAUGAUCCCAGUUACUUUCGCCCGCCUCCGCUGCCGUCUAGACCGCUGGCAUACGCUGAUUACGGCCCAACGGGCAUGCCAGGCACUGUCGGCGUCGGCUACGGCGUCCACAUUGGCAACAUGCCAGCAACAGCAGCAGGCGGCAUGGGCAUGGGAGCCGUCACUGCGGCCAAUGCUGGACGACGGCGUCGACAGUACCGGCGUCAGUAUUCGUGCGCCGAUCGCAGUCGUGAUGGAUCACGCGAGAGUCGCGGCUCCUCAUCGCUGCAGCUGCAGAAAUACCACAGCAUGGUCGCCAGCGAUACCAUACACACCGAAUCGUCAAUGCUCAAUCACAGCAACUACAGUGAGCCGGCCAGCUUCGACAGCAGUGAUUGUGGCGGCACCUUUGCUCACCCACCGUUGCACUGCAAUAGCCGCCACAUCCACAUGCUGGCGGAGGAGCGUUCCACAUCGAUAUCGGAACGCUGCACACGCAGUCGCAUCAAUUCGGCCAUAUUCGUCUCGUCGGAGGGUCGCGGCUUCGAUUCCAUUGAGUUCCUGCGACGCCACGGCUCACAGAGUGUCCUUUGCCGCAAGGCCAAAAGUGCCGAGAAUAUCACAGAUAAUGGACGCCGGAAGAGUUUGCGACCUUGGCGAACCGAUGAUGACUCCGUCCAACAGCAGCAGCACCAACAGCAAGACUCCUCCCAGGACAUCGAGCUAAAGGAGUGCGGCAACACCGCUGGCGAAUUACUCACGCUGCCUGUGCUCCAUGACGCCAAGCAAUCGCCCACAGCGACAACCAGUCUAUUGGCCCGCUCCUCGGCCAUUACCACGGCCAAUGUGAUUGUGGGCAGCAUUUCAUUGGAGGCACCUCCACCAUAUAUGCAGGAUGAUGACACACACUCAAUAUCAGCGUUGAUUCAUAGCGAUGCCGCUGCCAUUGUGCAUGACUCACAGGAUUCGGCGGAAACCGUGGAGGAGUUGGUGCAUGUGCCACUGUUGGCAAGUCAAACAGCCACAGCAUCGGUUUCGGCCGCCUCAUCGCCCAGCAUUGCCAUCGAGGCGAAGCCACGUGUACUGGUGCAUCAACGCUCCUCGACGGCGUCUUCAUCGCCGCACAACAGUCCCAAGAGUUUGGGACUCGGCCUAAAGAUUGUGAAGCCCAAGAUUAAUGCCGUGCCAAUGGUGUCAGUGUCCGGUCCAUCGCCGCCCAUUGAGAAACCGCCGCUGGCGGAGUGUUUGUAACAAAUGGCAGCCGAAACAUUUAUCUAAGCGCGCUCACUCACGGCAUCUGGACACCCCAGACCUAGUCCCUGUUCCCACGACUCACAACCCAGACCAGCACCAGACACCAACCAUACACGAAGACACAGAGAACACAGAAGAACCCAACUAGCACUUGCACGUCCCACACAGAAUCUCAGAUAUGGAAGAAAGUGGAUAGUAAAGUAUGCCAGCUGCUCAAAUAAGUGUUUCGGUGAAGCUAGAGAGAUUGAAUUCUACUCUGCUGCAGGAAGUAGAACUAGAACUAGGAAUAGGUGUAGGCGUAGGCGUAGGAGUAGGAGUAGCAAUAGGAAUAGGAAUAGCUGUAGUUAUUGUACCAAAAAGUAAAAAAUAAAAGGGCAUUGCCAUGCAGGAAAGCUUUGUAUAUUCAAGAACAACGACUGAAGUAUACACAUAUGUUACAUGUAUGUACGAACAUGAACUUUUAGACGUUUAUAAGGCGUUCUAUAGUAGUAUACACCACAUUAACACAGACAGAAACAACUGAUAAAUCAGCUUUAACAACAAAACAUGUAAACUAUCAGGCUUUAAUAUUAUGAUGAAUUUCUGGUCAUAGGCAGACCAACUAACAACAACCUGUUGAACAAGUUAUUCUCGUUAUUGUUCUCCCUAUACCAAUACCAUUUACCACUUAUAUUAGUAUAUACCUAACAAAUAUAGAUAUUUAUAUAUAUAUAUAUAGCCAAAACUAGGGCACCACACAUAUUUAUACACCACUCUUAUAGUACUUAUAUCAAUUUAACUAUACAUAUAUAUGUACAUAUGUAUAUUUAUAUUUUCAUUGGUAGCCUAUACACUUGCUACAAAUGUGUGUACUUAGGCAUUACCUUAGAGGUAGAUAAUCCCUUUGACCCACACAACUGUACACCCAUCUAUACACCCAAUACUAAAUUUACAUUUAUAGGCUUCUAGGCACAAUGAAUAUAUAGUCCGAAUCAGAAUGUUACUUAUAUAUAUACAUAGCUAACAUAUCAAUUAACCCACGACCAAAAACGAAACGUUGAAACUGUAAACUAGUCGAUAAAUUUAAAUUCCUACUAUGAUAUUGUAAUUAACGUCAAAUAAGAAAGUGCCCAGGAUGAGUUCUAAGUGUUUUUAAAACUACUUGUACUUGUACGUUUUCGUGUAGUUUGUAAUUUUUAAUAAUAAUAUAUAUACUAUAUAUAAUUCUAUAUACUAUAUAUAUUAUAUAUACCAAAACAUAUGUAUGUACGAACUCAUCAUGUAUCCUUGUAGUGUUUAAGCAUGCAUUUUAACAACAGUUUCACUUGAUGUACCUACAUACAUACAUACUUAUAAUAUAGAUACGAGUACUUAGGUAUAUGAAUUCCUUGAUAAUAGAGAUUAUACAUUUAAAUUAUAGAACUGAUGGCAGCACACAGAAAUCAUUUGCUCUCUCCUCUUUAGGUAGUCAUUAUAUUUUAGUUAUGUUACUCAAAUUAUCACAGCAAUAAUUGCCCAAAGUAAUUCCCAACUUAUCCUAAAUACUAACAACUAUGUAUUUAAAUCUAUAACUUCAGUUGAAAUCAAAUCAAAUCUUAUGUAAAUACACCCGCACAUGCUACAAAUUCUAAUCCCACUAUAGACUCUCAUCAGCCUAUGAAUUUUUUCAUUUCUACUACGAGUAUGUACUCUAAUGGAACACGAGAUGUUGUUAUAAAGGAAUUGUCAAUUUAUGGUCCAAAGCUACAAUAAAAAACACCAUUCAAAUGGGUCAAAAGUAAGCUUAACUAAGUAAUACUUAGAUUAUGUUCAAUUCGAAAAAAAAAUAUGUGGAUGUGUAUUUUUUGAAAUCAAAUAAACGAAAUCUAUCUAUAU